CUCAGCUGUUGGGGGGCGGGGUGUCGCUGACGAUGGCGGGCGAGCUUGAGGGCUCCAAAUCUCUGAGCGGGCUGCUGAGCGGCCUAGCCCAGGAAGCUUUCCAUGGGCACCAAGGUAUAACGGAGGAGCUGCUGCGGAGCCAGCUCUAUCCGGAGGUGUCGCUCGAGGAGUUCCGCCCCUUUCUGGCGAAGAUGAGGGGGAUUCUUAAGUCUAUUGCAUCUGCAGACAUGGAUUUCAACCAGCUGGAGGCAUUCUUGACCGCUCAAACCAAAAAGCAAGGCGGGAUCACAUCUGACCAAGCUGCUGUCAUUUCCAAAUUCUGGAAGAGCCAUAAGACAAAAAUUCGAGAGAGCCUCAUGAACCAGAGCCGUUGGGACAGUGGGCUUCGGGGCCUGAGUUGGAGAAUUGAUGGCAAAUCGCAGUCAAGGCAUUCAGCUCAGAUACACACCCCUGUUGCCAUAAUGGAGCUGGAAAUAGGGAAAAGUGGACAGGAAUCUGAAUUUCUGUGUUUGGAAUUUGAUGAAGUCAAGGUCAAUCAACUCCUAAAGAAGCUUUCAGAGGUAGAAGAAAGUAUCAGCACCCUGAUGCAGCCAGCCUAGCUGAAGAUGGAGAUGUUGAAGCAAAGGGCUACUGUCAUGUGAUCCGGGAGAAUUUUUAGAUAAUGUCUUCUGCUAUAAAAUGGAGGAAAAGAGUAUCCUGUCAUAUAAUGGGAUUCCAGAUAUCGUUGGAAAGGAAGAACUGUAGCUACCACAUUAGUAUUGACUCACAUAUGCAAUAAAAUCUGUAAAAGCCUAAAAGAACAGUCCAUGGGCUCACAGGGUGAGGAAAUCAUUGUUGUGGUUUAAAGCCCUGUUGAGGUCAUCCUAUAAAAUUAAUAGCCGCAAAAGUGAAUAUGGGCUUUUUAUUAUACCCCCAAACCCUAGAUCAUUGGAAAAUCUGUUAAUGUAUACUUAGUUUUUCAUAAUAAUAAAAGUAGUGGGAGGAAAAAAAUUGCUUGCUGAAGGUGGUCCCACAUUUAACACUAAACACUUUGGAAUACAAGUGGUUUUAGACAGGGUGUUUUAGUGUGUUUGCUAUAUUUAGUGGGAUUUUUUAAAUAUCUGAUUACCAAAGGAAUAUAUGUUUAUUAUAGUCUGUUGUGAGAAUACAGACCACACUGAGGACAGUUAAAUGACCUAUCGACCUAACCUAACAGAGAUAACAGAAAGAAGGCUGGAACUAGGUGAAGAGUUACUACCUUUCCUCGAAUAAAUUCCUACAAGUAGAACACAAGGUUUUUAAGACUUUGAUAAAUAUUUACCAAAUUGUUCUCCAGAAACAUUAUAUCAGUUUGUAUUACCUCUAAGAAAGUAUGAAAAUAAAUCACUCCCUUUCUUGCCUAA
Ailuropoda melanoleuca (giant panda) is the source of this 1382-nucleotide messenger RNA. RefSeq names its product copper metabolism domain containing 1 (gene COMMD1). NCBI's taxonomy places the organism in Eukaryota, Metazoa, Chordata, Mammalia, Carnivora, Ursidae. The transcript has 4 exons. Bases 33 to 599 code for a protein of 188 amino acids. Gene Ontology annotation, biological process: copper ion homeostasis; positive regulation of protein ubiquitination; negative regulation of sodium ion transmembrane transport. Gene Ontology annotation, cellular component: endosome. The record is from RefSeq and is a predicted model, not a curated record.